Molecule: messenger RNA, 433 nt
Organism: Chaetura pelagica (chimney swift)
Lineage: Eukaryota; Metazoa; Chordata; Aves; Apodiformes; Apodidae
Product: nucleoporin NUP53-like
Exons: 4
Biological process (GO): regulation of DNA-templated transcription; NLS-bearing protein import into nucleus; nuclear pore organization
Cellular component (GO): nuclear membrane; nuclear pore central transport channel; nuclear pore nuclear basket
Molecular function (GO): structural constituent of nuclear pore; phospholipid binding; single-stranded DNA binding
Source: RefSeq, a predicted model, not a curated record
AUGACGUGUUACUUUAUGUUAAUGCAGGCCAGCUUUUCUUUAACACAGAGCCCACUGGUUGGAACUAUGACAUCAACUCCUGGAACAGCUUCAGCUAUGUUCAGUCCUGUAAGUAUUGGGCAGCCUAGGAAGACUACUCUAUCUCCUGCUCAGCUAGAUCCUUUUUAUACUCAGGGCGAUUCCCUGACUUCAGAAGAUCAACUUGAUGACACAUGGGUAACUGUGUUUGGAUUUCCUCAAGCAUCAGCUUCGUAUAUUCUUCUACAGUUUGCUCAGUAUGGAAACAUAUUAAAGCAUGUGAUGUCCAAUACAGGAAACUGGAUGCAUAUUCGGUACCAGUCUAAGCUUCAAGCCCGCAAAGCCUUAAGCAAAGAUGGAAGAAUUUUUGGUGAAUCUAUCAUGAUUGGUGUCAAGCCAUGUAUAGAUAAAGUAA